Strongylocentrotus purpuratus (purple sea urchin) is the source of this 1345-nucleotide messenger RNA. RefSeq names its product plasminogen-like. The record is from RefSeq and is a predicted model, not a curated record. Gene Ontology annotation, molecular function: endopeptidase activity; signaling receptor binding. Bases 131 to 715 code for a protein of 194 amino acids. The transcript has 4 exons. Lineage: Eukaryota; Metazoa; Echinodermata; Echinoidea; Camarodonta; Strongylocentrotidae.
CCAAUCCUUCCAGCUUCAUAUCGAGGAUCCAGCAGGCAGUUGCACAACUAGAUUGGAAGGACAGCAAAUCUUCGAAAGCUUUGGAUACUGUGAGCAGGUUCUUCUUUGAGUUCGACAAAACGUCUUGAACAUGGCUAAACUUUUCUUGUACAUGGCACUCGCUGCUAUCUUAGUGCUGGUUUCAAGCAUCCCCGAUUGCACGGACGAUCCAAACGGGACCAUCUACAGGGGAGAGUUGGCCCAGACAUUUUCCGGUAAAACAUGCCAAUCCUGGAACUCCCAGACCCCACAGGGGCAUUCCCGGACACCCGCCAACUACCCUAAUGCGGGCCUUGGAGAUCACAACUACUGCAGAAACCCCGACGGUGCAUUCACCGCUUGGUGUUACACCACCGAUCCUGAUACCCGAUGGGAGUAUUGUGCCAUUGGUGAUUUCAGCUAUGAAUGCACGAAUCCCGAAUGCUACCACCAAUCCCCUGGCGCUGACUACCGAGGAGAAGUCUCGACUACACGGAACGGUCGCGAGUGCCAAAACUGGACCUCCCAGUCGCCCCACGGUCACAGCCGCACCCCAGAGAACUACCCUACCUCUGGUCUCGGGGACCACAACCUCUGCCGCAACCCCGAUGGCGAGGAAUUCGCCUGGUGCUACACAACCGACCCCAGUGUCCGUUGGGAGUUCUGCAACAUCGGAUUGCCCGAAGAGGGUUGCUAAAUGGCGUUUCAAAGAGUCUUCCUAAAAUGAGCGGAGGGGAGGGGGUGUCUCUGGUAUCUUGUCAUGUUUGGUCAUCGUAAUUUUGCUCAUUAUAUCAUCUUUUGAUUCAAGGGUGACUUUGUAGGCCGUAUGGUGGCUGACUUACUGCUCUGAUUAUAACUUCCUAAUAGAUUUCACUGUCUGUCAUUUCUUAAUGGAAUACAUACAAAUGUUAAGGGGCAAAGUCAUUAUUGUUCAAACCUCUCUACGAGAAAGUAUGGACCUAAUUUCCUGUUCAUAUUUUAACAAUUGCUAACAGCCUUUAUUAUCAAGGUGUAGGUCUUUGUAAUUAUAUAGGUGUUAACUUGUUGAUCUAUUCCUUUCUUUUGAUCGGAGUGGUUGGGAAAGAAGGGUUUAAGUAUCUCUAUCAAGUGGUAUGUUGCAGACAAAAAUAACAAACAAACAAAUAAACAAGAAAUAGAGGGAAUUGGCAGAAUAAAUGUUUCAUCACUUCACCAUCACAAAUUUAUUUCAUUGAUAUAUUAAUAAUGAUAUAGCAGUUUAACUCAGAUUGAAUAAACAAUAGUAACACUAUUUCUUCGCAAUAAUAUUAAGCAAUGGAUACGUUGCUGUUUUUACUCUUUGAAUUUG